Trichoderma harzianum CBS 226.95 is the source of this 1010-nucleotide messenger RNA. RefSeq lists its product as hypothetical. Gene Ontology annotation, biological process: ribosome assembly; ribosomal large subunit biogenesis. Bases 74 to 631 code for a protein of 185 amino acids. The transcript is spliced from 2 exons. NCBI's taxonomy places the organism in Eukaryota, Fungi, Ascomycota, Sordariomycetes, Hypocreales, Hypocreaceae. Gene Ontology annotation, molecular function: RNA binding. The record is from RefSeq and is a predicted model, not a curated record. Gene Ontology annotation, cellular component: preribosome, large subunit precursor; nucleus; nucleolus.
CAAAUCUUUGCCAUUAAUCGAACUUUACCAAUCCUCGUCUCCCGUAUAUCAAAAAACAACAAAAUAUUCCACAAUGCGUCCUCUCACCGAAGAAGAGACACAGGCCGUCUUCAAGAAGCUCGCUGAAUACACCGGCGCAUCGCUCAAGAACAUCAUCGCCCCCCAAGAGGAUGGCGAUCGAAACGUCUUUCGCCUGUCGCAGAACCGAGUCUAUCUUGUCCGCCUCUCCAUGGCCAAUCUGGCAACUUCAAUUUCUCGCGACAAUCUCCUUUCUCUAGGAACUUGCUUGGGCAAAUUCACAAAGUCUGGCAAAUUCCGAAUCCACAUCACCGCCCUCCCCAUUCUCGCCGAGCACGCACGACACAAACUCUGGAUUCGCCCCAACGGAGUCAUGCCAUUCCUCUACGGCGGAAACGUUGUCAAGGCGCACGUCGGUCGUUACUCAGAAGACUGCCCCGAGCACCAGGGCCUGGUUGUCUACACUAUGGACGAUGUUCCUCUGGGAUUCGGAGUCAGCGCUCGCAGCACCGCGGAGAGCAGGAGACUCGAUCCCACUGGAGUUGUUUGCUUCAGACAAGCUGACUGCGGCGAGUAUCUGCGUGACGAAGAUACCCUGUUCCAGUCUGGCUAGAGGAGAGGCGAUACGGCUGAGAGGUGGGAAAAGCUGGGUCCAUGGCAUGACCUUUUUGCGGGCGUCGAUCACAGUACAUUUCGGAGUUCAAGGGCGUUGGUGGCAGUCAUACUUUACGAAUUGGCAUGGCGUUAUAAAGACUGGGGAAUGUUUGAAGAAGGAUCCCUUGAGAGGGAGAGAAAAAUAGGCGAGGUAUAUGCACAGAGUUGGCUAUCUAUCAUACGAAGCCGCACACUAUCUCAAGAUGCUAUAUCUCGUGAGAAACAGGCAUGAGUUAGCUCUCUGAUUCAAUUUUAGUCACGAAGCAAGCCAAUCCUGUAUCAUGAAGCAUCAAGAUAUACAUUAUCCAACCAAAUAAUAUCAUUUCUUCCCCAGCUCC